AUGUGCUUCAUCACAAUCGAGCUACCCUUCCUCAACGACAUGGACGGCCUCGAGUUCCUCGAAGAGUUCGACGGCAGACCUCCGGUCUCUGAUGAAGAGUUCAUCGAUGCUUAUCUCUCCCUUACCAAUCCCGCCGAAGCCCUCGCUGCUGACCACCCUGACCCUCACGAUAGCGGUCUCGUCAACGACCAGUCAAUGAACACUAACGCCCAGUCUGAAGAGUUUGAUGACACCUUCGUCCCCCUUCCCUCCCCCUUGGAUACACUCUUCGCUGAAGACCCUGAACCCCACGACAGCGAUCCCGUCAACGAUCAGGCAUCGGACAGUGACACCCAGCCUACUCCUCCCCGUCCUGCUGCUCCUGUUCCUGCUGCUCAUGUUCCUGUUGCUCCUGUUGCUGUUGCUCCUGUUGCUGCUGCUCCUAUGCGUGUUGCUCCUCCUGCAGGACCCACCAAGAAGGCCUGCACAGAGUGCUCUCGUCGUAAGAUGAAGUGCAUUCCAGUUGAGGGAUCUAACCCCAAGACUUGCCAGGCUUGCAACAAGAGGGGUUCGGUCUCCUUCAGCCAUCUGCUCAGCACCGAUCCAAAGCAAACACCCAUCACGAGUAUGGAAGCCGAUCACACUCCCACUCGCCAGAUAUCCGGUGUCGAGCCAACCUCUGUUGGACUCCGCGGCAGAUGUGACCACUGCCAUUAUCUUCACCGCCACUGCCGCAACGGCUCUACCACGACCCCAUGCGACAGAUGCAGAGAGAGUGGAGUGCUUUGCAGAUUUAGCCCACCCAGCUCCGUCGUGGACAAGCACGUCCCGGGCAGAAGGGUCAGGACCGGUAUUAAAAACUGCGGGUCUCUCAUGGUUGGUAGGUCUCUCAAAAUUCGAGUCUCGUGGAGUGCGACCGUUAACAAAGAGUCACAAGUGACUACAAAGAACAAGGGCGACGCCGCUCCUGCAAGACAAAACCCGAGUGUUGAUGAUGGUAGUGCCCGAGGUCUAGCAGUCAAGAAGACUGCUUCUGGAAAGUCUGAGCACACAAAUCGAAAGUCACAGAUGAUACAAGAGUCCAGAUUCAUCUUCUUCACUCAAGACCAGAUAAAUACACAUAAUUCCACGAUCGUGCUCCUACCUUCACUGUUCCCAAAUAGGCUUGAGCUCGAGUGGUCGGCUGCAUUUGCUAGUAUUAUUUUGGACGCGCUUCCAAAGGGUUCCGCCUCGAGCUUGACCAUCAUAUCAACAACAAUAUCGUGCGCUCUCAAUGUCUACGCGCUCCCCUUCCAACGACUUACCAACGGGAACGAGGUCACGUUCCCUAUCCCGUUCAACUAUGAUCUCUUGGAUCCAGUCCUUCGCGACCUCAAAGACGACUCGGCCUUCAGCGUAGACGCCAACUAUCACACUGCUGGCAAUGAAGACCAGAACUAUAUCUCCACCUUCAAUCAACGCACGAAUUACGAGUCUUCCAUCGCCAGCGGAGCUGACACCCACAACUUUGCUUCAAACCACGAAAACAACAACUCGGCUCCCUACCAGAAUUACACAACCCAUCUCGGCGAACAUUCUGCCUACCAUCUCGCCCCCUGUGGUCCAGUCCAGUUCGCGCCUUUGCAAGCCCUCGACGGUCUCAGAGGCCCGAGUAAGACUAUGCAGUUCUACAACUUCCCUGAUGCCGAGACUAUCCAUGAUAACUGCAUCAACGUUGGAAGAUCGGGUGCUAACACCGUCCUCCCGAUCAACGCCAUCAACGAAGACACCACUUAUCACCCUUUCGAACAAUCUACCAACUCAGAGCACCUUAUGGCUCUAGAGUCAAGAGCAAGAAGUGAUUCUUUCCCACGAGACAAGAUCUGUGCUUCUCCUGAAGCCGGCGGCAGCGUCAUUUUCUUGUUCCUUUCUUGUACAUUAGCUUUGCGAUCAAUCAUUGAAAACCACCAGGACCAUUCUCUUGUCCAGCAGUACUUUCAUGAUAGAAGUGAAUAUGUGAAUUUGUACGAGGAUUACUCACCAUCCACCAUGUCGGGCGUCAGCAGAUUUGACCUCCACCUCGUCAAUAUCAACAAGGCCGAGACUAUGGACGAGUUCAAGCAGGCCAAUGAAGCUCUGGCUCUCGAUGAGGACUACGCUGCCCCUGUUGAGAUGGUCGUCCACGACAACGAGGCUGACGGCGCCGCCGACGCUGAAGAUGGUCAAGAAGAAGGAAACGAAGAGGUCGUUGGCGAGGAAGAAGGGGACGAGGACGAGAGCACUGUCAGUGCCUCCUACGUUGCCUCAAGCCGCUAUCGCUACAUUCUCCCAGCUCCUCCUUCGACGACCACCACCACCCCCGCUGUCUCGACUGCUCCUACCCCAAUGUUCAUCCCGGUCACCUCCUCCGCUGGCCCUUCAACUGGCCCCUCAACUGUCCCGUCAGCUGCUGCUGCCAUCGCCGCCACCACUACCACCCGCGCUAGCCUACCGAUUGUUUGCGACGAGUGCCGUCGUAAGCACAAAAAGUGCAUUCGCCCCUCGGGCACCGGCUCCUGCGAAGGAUGCCUGCAUGCCCGCGGCGGUGCGAAGGUGCUGCAUCACGACCAAGGGCAACAGCGAGAGCGUCAAGAGUUCAAGAGUGUCAAUACUUUACACCCUCUUGCACCACAGCACUUGCACCCUACCAGCCUACCAUCAAACUCAUUGAUACGCUGCAUCUCAUCAUUGACCUCGACUGAUCCUGGCGCGCAGAAAGCAAUGUCUUUCGAAGACCGUCUGGACGCCGUGGCCGAGGUCAGUGAUGCUGAACUGUUCGACGCUGCUGUCGGUGCGCUUGGUUUCAGCCCUCGACUGAUCUCUGGCAACUACCUCGAGUAUCAAGUCUGGGGUGCCGAGGACCAAGACGAAGGCUUUUACGAGGACGAAGACACCGAUAUGGAGGAUGUAACGUCCGAAGAGGAUGCCGACGAAGAGGAAGCCGACGAAGAGGACGAGGAUGAGGUCUCAUUAAACGACGAAGAAGGCCAACUCUCUGAGCAGGAGAGCAACGACGAAGAUGAGGACAACAAGGAAGACGACUCAGACGAGGACAAGGAAGAAGCAAGCAGCUCUGCUGCUCCCACUACCGCCACCCUGCCCCUCCCUGGCGUUCCUGCCAUCAACGCUCCCGCUGUUCCAGCCCCUGCCAUCAAUGUCCCUGCCGCUGCCCCAGGAAUCACCACUGCACACGCUCGCUGCGCCGAAUGCGCCCUCGUGGGCUCAGCUAUGGCGUUUAACUUUCUCUUUGAGCUUGGCGCACUGUUGGAGACCUUUGAGCAUCAACUCAAGAGCAAGAGCGACAGCAACAGCAAGAGCAAAAGCAACAGCAAGAGCAAAAGCAACAGCAAGAGCAAGAGCAACAGCAAGAGCAAAAGCAACAGGAACAGCAACAACGAGAGCGAAGGAGAUGGACUCACGGGCGCCUUCGAAUCAUCAACAAGCACAACCCCUGGCCGACUUUCAAGCAUCGACGGAUGCAGACAUACGACAUGGUUCUUUUCUUCCUCCAGCAACUUUUGA
This is a messenger RNA of Aureobasidium namibiae CBS 147.97, 3519 nucleotides long. RefSeq lists its product as uncharacterized. Gene Ontology annotation, molecular function: DNA-binding transcription factor activity, RNA polymerase II-specific; zinc ion binding. The coding region runs from base 1 to 3519 and encodes 1172 amino acids. The record is from RefSeq and is a predicted model, not a curated record. The transcript has 16 exons. Gene Ontology annotation, biological process: regulation of DNA-templated transcription. Lineage: Eukaryota; Fungi; Ascomycota; Dothideomycetes; Dothideales; Saccotheciaceae.